Molecule: messenger RNA, 534 nt
Organism: Miscanthus lutarioriparius
Lineage: Eukaryota; Viridiplantae; Streptophyta; Magnoliopsida; Poales; Poaceae
Source: the annotation of a GenBank genome assembly
AUGGCGGACUCUCAGGCUCGGUUGGUGGGCGGCGAACCGAAGCCUGGAGGUGGCCGGAGCGUAGAUCCAAGCCCUGGCACGGACGAAUCUCUCGAAAUCUCACCGAGCUGUCGCCCCAGUGCCCCACCGACACAACGGAAACACACGAACCGCAUUGCCACACCCCCGCAGAUUGGUCUCUGGCGCCCGCCUAGAUCCCAACAACCGCUAAAGCGACUACCUAUCGAUGCAAGAACACUUCCCCCAAGGGGCCAAGAAAAUCUCCGGAACAAGAGCGAGCGGGUUGAAGAGAGGGGAGGAGAAACGUCUGAUGUGUACCUCGAGAGAAUGGCAAGCACGUCGCGUUGCUGUCCCACCGCCUGGUUUGCCUCCUUCGCUCUCUUUUUUUUUCUCCUCUUGGUGAGGGAACUCUGCUCGUGCGGUUGCGGAAUGGGGGAGGUGGAGAAGGUGAGGGAGAGGGCAAGCGGCCAGGCGCAGUGCCACAGCAGGGAGGGAAGCAGACAGGGAGGAGGAGCUGGGAGGGAGAGAGAAUAA